CGAACAGUACAGGUCGCGCGCGAUCUUCGUGCACGCGCAUCAGCCGGCGUCAAGCAGUACUGUGAUCUUCCUAAACUUGAUACCGAGGAGAGCGGCAACUGUCUCUCUAAAAUCACAAUUAAACCCCACACGACUCGACAAUUAACUCUUUUGAUGUCAAAAGAAGGGCUGUUACCGAACUAGUUUUCGACGUUUAAUGUGAAGUACGAGAAAAAAAAUAUACCCAGUUUGAGAUGGGGAAGUCCCGCAAGGAAAUCCCCUCUUCAUAAGAUAAUUUCGAAAUUGAGUGAGGCUCUCACAAAGCUGAAGCUUUCUGCCUUUGGUCUACAGCAGACGCAUGCCAGCCUAUGACACUCAAACCUGUACAAUCUAUGGGAAAAUCGACCUUUAUGUAUUGCCUUUAACGCGCGAGCGGAUUAUGUUCAGCAUGGAUGAGGUAAAGAGGGAGAACGAAGCGCUGAGGGCGAAGUUGCGCAGCUACUCGACACUCAACACAUUUUACCACGAAACACAACAAGAAAUUGGUCGUUUAAAUCAAUUGGUCUCCUCCAAAGACGGAAUUAUUGCCGAUUUGAGGGCAAGACUGGGGAACUAUGAGAAAACAUUGGUCAUAGAGGGAGAGGAACCCUUUCUUGUAGGGCCGUCGAAAUCUCUCAUCGAGAGUUUGUGUAAGGAAAUUUGCAAAUUAAAGCAAAAACUCAAGGAGUCAGUGGAGGACACCGCCCAGAAAUUGGAAACCAGUAAAACAGAGAUCCAGAGAUUGCAAGAAAGGUUGAAGGAGAAGGAUCAAGAGCUGGAGACCGUCAGGGAAAGGCCCGAGCAGGAGAAAGAGAGGGAGAUCCAGCGACUGCGCUCCACAUUGGCCGAAGUCGAUCGGACACAGGCCACCAGGGCCGUCCUUUGCAACUCUCUCGCUGAAGAAGCCGAGCAGUUGAGGGCACAGCUGGGGGCCACCGUGCAGGUGUGCCAGGAGCUUUUGGGGCGGCUGGAGAAAGAGAAAAGCAAGAUAGCUAUGACGGAUCAGAAAACUCAAGCAAAUGAGACAAAAGAUUCCCCUGAAGUUCCUCAUCUAAAUGUCAUCAUCAGCAAGUUAGAAGAGGAGAAUGACCAGCUUAAAAAGAGAGUUGCAUAUGUGGAAAGUUUAAACUCAAAGUGGCAGAAGUAUGACUCCAGUAGAGAGGAGUACGUGAGGGGUUUGUGUCAGAAGUUGAAAGAGUCAAACGGUCUGGCAUCUGCAGGUCCGACCAUGACCCAGACUGUGGCUCUGGUUCCGGCUGCGGGCAGCAUGCCUUUGUUCCAGCAGGAGAUCGCGCGGCUCAAUGGCCUCCUGCAGGACAAGAUGAUGGAGUGUGAGAGACUCAGCAGAGAGAGGGAUGACAGUAAAAGAAGAGACCAGGAAUGCAUUCAGAUGCUUGAGCAGCAGGUUUUGGCCUAUAUUGAGGACUUCAAAUCGGAGAGGGCAGACCGAGAAAGGGCUCAGGGUAAAAUCCUGGACCUUCAAGAUGAAGUUGGGCGACUUCAACUGCAAAUACGCACACAGAGUGUCCAAGAUGCCUCAUCCUCACGGCGACUUCACAUGGGCCUAAAAAAAGUUCCUCAUCGACAGACGGACAUUGCCGAACCACUAAGAAACAGUCCCCCAGAAACAAACUCAAAGAGGACUAUCAGUAACACAGCACCGCAGGGAGCUGCUGAACUGCAGUGCCCUCGCUGUCUCACCACAUAUGACGACGAGCACACGGCCGAAUACCUAAAACACUGGGACGAGUGUGCCAAGCUGUGAGUCUCUCACCCAACUGACUUUUCACAGGGCACCGAAAGCACUGAGGACAGAAUCACUACAAGCUUGCAGACUAUGGGAUGUUUGACAGGUGUUGAUGAAGGCAGGGACACGUUUAAACAGGACUGGGUCGAAGGAAGAGCUUUUUUUUUUUUUUUUUUUUUUUUUUAAUUUGGGCUUGGUUGAUGUUAAGAAGGUCGCUUGUGGCAUAGGACUCAAGACAUGACUUUGGGUUGGUCAUUCCCAGUUCAAAGGCUUACUCACAUGGGCGGUCAUUGAUGGUUUGGUUAUGAAAUGUUAUUAAAUCUCAAGCAUUUGUGGUUUAUAAGUCACUGGGUUUUGGCAUUUGUUUGGUUUCGUGGUAUCAAGCAUGGUACAUUUUGUCUUAAGAGUUUCAAUCAAAUUUUGCUUAAUACUGUAUUGCAGAUCUGUGUAUAAUUCAGAUGGAUCGUAAAAUUGGUAUCAUAUACCUCAUCCAUAUGUAUUCUCUUUAUCAGCUGGUUUGCACUUUUUGCUAUUUUCAUUUUAUUGUUGUCAAAAUCAUAUGAUAAAAGUACAUAACCUUUUAUAUUUAAUACAUAAGCUUCAUUGUUAUUAGACUGUCGAAUAUAAUUCAUACUGUUUCUUAUGGUGCUAUUUGUAAAGUUUAUUGUAAUAUUUUUAUAUUUCAUUUUUUGUUUAUUUGUAAGUGUAUUUUUAUUAUUUCCCUUGGGCUUACAUUUUAAAUCAGAAAGGUUCAUUUGUACCAGAAUAUACAGAGCAGCACAGCGCACAUUAUAAAUAAUCUUUCAAUAUUUGACUUUCUGAUUCAUAUACAUAUAUAUCAAACUUUAGUUUCCGGUUAUAAAUGUUAAAUGGCUCCGUCAGGCACUUUUUGACUGUGAGGUACUUGCCAUUCGAUCCCCCUCUGCAGCUGAAAACAUUCUAGUUUUAAGUAAGAGAGGAAGUUCCCUACAUCCUGGUAAAUCGUGAAAUUUUCACAUCUCAGAUGCGCCGUAUGACAAAAUGGCCUCCUAUUGCAGAGCAUUUAAACACUUUUGGGGGGUUUUAAGGCACUGACAACAAUAAUAUCAAAUGACAAUAUGACAUUAUUACAGAGAUGCCAAACUAAGAAAGAGAAAUGUGAUAACUAUAGGAGGAUUUAUUUUUACAAUAAAAUGUUUGCUUAAGGAACCUAUUCUGAACUGUAUAAUCUUGCUUGUGUCUGUGAGUGUUUGUACAGUCAAAGGUGAUUUUUAGGAAGAUAUGGGAAGCCAGACACUGAGAGAGUUGUGAUAAUGCUGCCAAGAUCAUGAGGCAUAGUGUGUCAUGAAGCAUUAAACUCAAGUCCCAUGGGAUUUGAAAGUGUGUGUGUAUGUGCACAAGUGGUGGAAAGCCCCUUGCCAAGCACAACUGAAUGGACAGGCAAAUGCAGCAAAUUCUCAGCUGUCCCGAGGCCUAGAAGUGACUAGAAGAGAAACAGGCGACUGUCGGGAUAUAGCGGGACUGGCUAUUUAAAGGGCAGGAGGCUAUAGGACCAAGCAAGGUUAUGUCUUUAACUGAAACUAGAUGUGUUGUGUUUCUGUGUUGUACAAACACUAAUAUCACCAAAUUAAAAUCCUACUGUUAAACUCAUAAAUAUUUUGUUCCUAGCUUAACUGCUGCCAUAGUUUUGAGAAGCUAGUAACACAUUAUCCAACCCAAAAUGAAGGGAUUCGGUGUGUGACUAAAAUGAAGCAAAAGCGUGACACAAUAAUAUACUCACGCACCAUUGGUGAUAGUCAGGAAACCUUAUGUGCGUCCAUAUGUGGUUCUGUGGAAUUUGUUUAACAGAGUGCUGACAUUUUUGUAGGACAAAGAAUUUAGCACUUGUAGUUCCAUCAUCCUGAAAUAAGGUCUGUGUUUACUACAAGCGUAAGAUAUUUUCAGAUUUAUCUAAAUGGGACUACAGAGGCUGUUGGGGAAAUUAACUGUCAUGCAGAACAGGCAAACUCAUCUACUCACUAGUAUGCUUUCACAGCCUUGUUGAGUUCGUAAUUGCAUGCUUGAAAUCUAGGAAAGAGUUUUGGUGGUGAAGUUUGAUUAUGGCCUACAUUUAGCCUUUAACUUCUGGUGAUUGUUUUUAGGCUUCAAAAUAAAUAAAAAUUGUGUUCAUUUGUGAAUGAUGAACAAAAAAUGUAAGAAUCA
Cyprinus carpio (common carp) is the source of this 3946-nucleotide messenger RNA. Its product is annotated as TNFAIP3-interacting protein 2-like. Gene Ontology annotation, biological process: cellular response to lipopolysaccharide; regulation of transcription by RNA polymerase II. The record is from RefSeq and is a predicted model, not a curated record. Gene Ontology annotation, molecular function: K63-linked polyubiquitin modification-dependent protein binding. Lineage: Eukaryota; Metazoa; Chordata; Actinopteri; Cypriniformes; Cyprinidae.